AUGGACUGCAAAGUAUGCAGAUGGAGAGACUUGUCGUCGCCGGAUAUGAGUUGUCCACAGGAUCCAGAAGCUCGGGAAACAGACGCAGGACAGCGAUUCAUCAUCACCAUCAUCAUCACCAUCAUCUUCACAGCCAUUAGCGCCUUCAUCAUCAUCUGUAUAGUCAUAACCACCAUCAUUAUCUACGUCGUCUACAUUGCCUUCAUCGUAACAAGUGUAAUUAUCAUCUACGUCGUCUACAUUGCCUUCAUCGUAACAAGUGUAAUUAUCAUCUGCAUCGUCACCAGCGUCGUCAUCGUCACCAGCAUCAUCAUCAUCACCAGCAUCAUCAUGGUCGUCAGUGCCAUUAUGGGUACCAGCUAUGUUACCAUCACCAGCAUCGUCAUCACCAGCAUCGUCAUCACCAGCAACAUCGUCAUCACCAGCAACAUCGUCAUCACCAGCAACAUUGUCAUCACCAGCAACAUCGUCAUCACCAGCAACAUCGUCAUCACCAGCAACAUCGUCAUCACCAGCAACAUCGUCAUCACCAGCAACAUCGUCAUCACCAGCAACAUCGUCAUCACCAGCAACAUCGUCAUCACCAGCAACAUCGUCAUCACCAGCAACAUCGUCAUCACCAGCAACAUCGUCAUCACCAGCAACAUCGUCAUCACCAGCAACAUCGUCAUCACCAGCAACAUCGUCAUCAGCAACAUCGUCAUCAGCAACAUCGUCAUCAGCAACAUCGUCAUCAACAACAUCGUCAUCAACAACAUCGUCAUCAACAACAUCGUCAUCAAAAUCAGUGCCGUCAUCGUCACCAGUGCCGUCAUCAGCAACAGAGCCUUCAUGUCAUCAGUGCCUUCAUUUUCAUCAGUGCCUUCAUCAAUGCAGGCCGCGCUCGGUCGUGUCGCCACAGCCGCGUGCCGACGUGUGUUCUCCAGCGCGCUGCGGCUCGCUUUCCCUGCCAGCCUACUGCCGUGCCACUGA
Schistocerca piceifrons (Central American locust) is the source of this 972-nucleotide messenger RNA. RefSeq lists its product as uncharacterized. NCBI's taxonomy places the organism in Eukaryota, Metazoa, Arthropoda, Insecta, Orthoptera, Acrididae. The coding region runs from base 1 to 972 and encodes 323 amino acids. The record is from RefSeq and is a predicted model, not a curated record. The transcript is spliced from 3 exons.